GCGGCUUGGCGUCGCGACGCCACCAACGCCUCAGUUACUCGACGACGCGCACCGUGACCACUCGACUCGCUCCUGAAUUUCCACCGCGCUGACGAUGUAAACAAACGCCUGCAUCUUCUGACAUUCCAUGCAUCAUGGAUGAUGACAGCGACCUCUUUAAUUUCCCGAUACGAUACCGGCCUGAAAAACUGCAGAAUUUGUGUUCCAAAACUAAAUUUACGCGGAAAGAGAUUCAGUUGAUGUACAGAGGGUUUAAACAAGAAUGUCCUAGUGGAACUGUUGAUGAAGAAGCUUUCAAACAUAUUUUCGCACAAUUUUUUCCGCAAGGAGAUGCUACAAAUUAUGCCCAUUACGUUUUCAACACGAUGAAACAGAAAAACACGGAAAAAAUCAAUUUCGAGAAUUUUUUAGACAUCUUAUCAAAAGUAUCCAGAGGCAGCGUACAGGAAAAACUCCAGUGGGUGUUUGGCCUCUACGACUUGGACGGUGACGGAUUAAUCUCAAAAAACGAAAUGGUCGACGUCGUCUCCAGCAUUUACGAGAUGAUGGGAAGAUCUACGCAACCCUCUGUAGAGAAUGGCAGUGCUAAAGAACAUGUCGAUAAAAUAUUCCACUUGAUUGAUUCGAAUAAAGAUGGCGUUGUGACGAUAGAAGAAUUAGUGCAGUGGUGCACACGAGAUGAAAGCUUCUUGAAUUCCUUGAAUACUCUUGAUACUGUGUUGUGAUAUUGAUAAACAAAUUAAAAGAAAGAAAAGAAAGCAAUUUAUGAUUAAAAAUCUUCAAAAUAGAUUGCAACUAAACUCUUCAGUAUUAUUCUGUAUGUUAAAUAUCAAAAUAUUUAAUUUAGGUUAUGUUAGGUUAGAAUAAAUGAAAUACGGAUUAAAA
Messenger RNA from Dalotia coriaria, 885 nucleotides. Its product is annotated as Kv channel-interacting protein 4-like. The coding region runs from base 135 to 725 and encodes 196 amino acids. Gene Ontology annotation, molecular function: calcium ion binding. The record is from RefSeq and is a predicted model, not a curated record. Lineage: Eukaryota; Metazoa; Arthropoda; Insecta; Coleoptera; Staphylinidae. The transcript has 6 exons.